ACCAGCUGUCCGGCAAGUGGGCAGUCCCAAAAUCGAGGAAACGAAAACAAUCUCGUUUUUAUAUAAGUUUAAUUUAAACAUUUUCAUUUAAUAACAAAUGCCUCGCAAUCAAAACGCAGAGCGGGAUAAUCCCUGCCUGAAGGAACAGGAGCUUUCAUUCAAAUGCCUCAACCAAAACAAUUUUGAUCGCGACAAGUGCGAAAUAUAUUUUGCCAAUUAUAACAAUUGCAAGGAGUUCUGGAACAAAGUCAAAAUCGAAAGGAGAGCAAAGGGAAUAGCUCCUUAUUUGCCGCCCUUGGAAGAACGCGAUGGGAUUAAAGCAGAAUAUAUGAAAGGAAAACCCCAACAAAGUUGAUAUGUGUAUCUUCCUAUUUAAUACUUUUGUGUAUAUAAAUAUAUAAAUAUCGGGCACCAAAGCUUGCACAACAUUA
Drosophila simulans is the source of this 431-nucleotide messenger RNA. RefSeq names its product coiled-coil-helix-coiled-coil-helix domain-containing protein 7. Bases 98 to 355 code for a protein of 85 amino acids. Lineage: Eukaryota; Metazoa; Arthropoda; Insecta; Diptera; Drosophilidae. The record is from RefSeq and is a predicted model, not a curated record. The transcript has 3 exons.